AUGAUUGCCCGUGGAGACAUGGGAAUGGAGAUCCCGUUGGAGAAGGUCUUCCUCGCUCAGAAGAUGAUUAUCUCCAAGUGCAACCUUGCAGGCAAACCUGUAAUUGUCGCUACGCAAAUGCUGGAGUCGAUGAUUAACGCUCCUCGUCCUACUCGUGCGGAGGUAUCCGACGUGGCCAAUGCAGUGUUGGACGGUGCUGACGCAGUGAUGCUUUCGGGUGAGUCGGCCAAUGGCCAGUUCCCGGUGAACGCUGUUCGGAUGUUGGCAAACACUGCCCUGGAAGCGGAGUCUUGCCUUGACUACAAGGCCUUGUAUAAAGCUAUCCACUCUUCCGUUAUGGCUAAGGGACCGGUGGGAGUGUCAGAAGCUAUUGCGGCUUCUGCGGUGGAGUCUGCUGAGGACGUGAACGCUUCUGUAAUUGUUGCUCUGACUCAGACUGGUUAUACCGCGAGACUGCUUGCCAAGUUCAAGCCUCGCCAGAUGAUCAUUGCAGUACGACCACUCUUAGAGGUGUGA
Gregarina niphandrodes is the source of this 516-nucleotide messenger RNA. RefSeq names its product pyruvate kinase. The coding region runs from base 1 to 516 and encodes 171 amino acids. The transcript is spliced from 2 exons. Gene Ontology annotation, cellular component: cytoplasm. NCBI's taxonomy places the organism in Eukaryota, Apicomplexa, Conoidasida, Eugregarinorida, Gregarinidae. Gene Ontology annotation, molecular function: potassium ion binding; pyruvate kinase activity; magnesium ion binding. The record is from RefSeq and is a predicted model, not a curated record. Gene Ontology annotation, biological process: glycolytic process.